AUCAUAAACAAGAUAGCAUCACAUGAGGAUUCUGUCAGUGCAGCAGUUGAUGUGGCCAGGGAAGUUCACAGGAGAGAUCUUGUGACCGAAGAAACUGGUGAAACGAUUCAACGAGAAACAAAGGCGCUAGAGGAUAGGCUAGAGGGAUUGAUAGGAGAUGCAGAAAAGAGGAAACAAAGGUAUCUUCCCCCAAAACAAUUUGAAAUGCAAUUAUAGUGAUCAGUUGUUCAAACCUGGGCUAUAUUUACUUCCUUUUGAAAAAACUGUUUUAACUAUUCAAAAGGCCCUUAGAGCCUUGUCCAAGUUCCGACAAGGAGUUAAUAGCUUAAUUACCAUAUCAUUCUUAAGUCAGUGCCACCAAUGGCAUUGCUACUCCACUCCAUAUAUAAACCAACAAUCCUUUGAUUUGCUAUAGUGAAAUGCUGGACCUUGAAACAUCACCUUUUCGAUCUUUUCGAUCAUAAUGCAGGUUGUACAUUUUUACUCUUGGAAAAACAUGAUCCUAAAAAUACAAGAAAAAAGUUAAAUCUCCAGCUCUUUAAAAAUUGUUGAAAUUUGGCCUUACCCUUCCGUAACAGAAGUGGUUAGAUUUAAAGAUGGUCCAUAAAAGUGGACAAUAAAAUUAACAAGUUUAUAUGCCCGUGGCAUGAAAGAAUUUCACCCUACCCGCUGUUUGGGCCAGNUACUCUACCCUGACAUUGCUAGAACAUCAUAAACAAGAUAGCAUCACAUGAGGAUUCUGUCAGUGCAGCAGUUGAUGUGGCCAGGGAAGUUCACAGGAGAGAUCUUGUGACCGAAGAAACUGGUGAAACGAUUCAACGAGAAACAAAGGCGCUAGAGGAUAGGCUAGAGGGAUUGAUAGGAGAUGCAGAAAAGAGGAAACAAAGGUAUCUUCCCCCAAAACAAUUUGAAAUGCAAUUAUAGUGAUCAGUUGUUCAAACCUGGGCUAUAUUUACUUCCUUUUGAAAAAACUGUUUUAACUAUUCAAAAGGCCCUUAGAGCCUUGUCCAAGUUCCGACAAGGAGUUAAUAGCUUAAUUACCAUAUCAUUCUUAAGUCAGUGCCACCAAUGGCAUUGCUACUCCACUCCAUAUAUAAACCAACAAUCCUUUGAUUUGCUAUAGUGAAAUGCUGGACCUUGAAACAUCACCUUUUCGAUCUUUUCGAUCAUAAUGCAGGUUGUACAUUUUUACUCUUGGAAAAACAUGAUCCUAAAAAUACAAGAAAAAAGUUAAAUCUCCAGCUCUUUAAAAAUUGUUGAAAUUUGGCCUUACCCUUCCGUAACAGAAGUGGUUAGAUUUAAAGAUGGUCCAUAAAAGUGGACAAUAAAAUUAACAAGUUUAUAUGCCCGUGGCAUGAAAGAAUUUCACCCUACCCGCUGUUUGGGCCAGGCUAGGCCAUCACGUUUCAAUAUUUCCCAUUAAGUCCUUCAGGAAUAUUUUAAAGUAUUGUUAUUUCGGUUUUAAUUUCAAUCUUCUGUUAGGAUUGCUGAAGCAUUGCGAAACGCUGAGCAAACUACUACGGUUAAUGAGACGAUGGUGGCUUCUAGUGUGAUUGCUGUUCAUUCAAGUCCUGACGAACCUCAUGACGAUUCACAAAGUGAUGAAGGAUUUGUGGAACCAAAACAUCAUUUCUUCAAAAAGAAACCAACUUACGAGGUUGGUAAAGCGACUUUUCAAACUCCAUGA
Messenger RNA from Porites evermanni, 1687 nucleotides. NCBI's taxonomy places the organism in Eukaryota, Metazoa, Cnidaria, Anthozoa, Scleractinia, Poritidae. The record is from the annotation of a GenBank genome assembly.